UGGCUGGCUGGCUGGCUUCUCGCACAUGUUUCCUCCGCCAAGAGGAAUUGAACGACGCUCCCUUAGCAGGGCAGGACCCAACCCUCUCUUAUGGCUGGGUCCUGAUUCAGAGGUUAGGAAUUUGCAUCUGAUUGCUAUUUUGUCAUCCUAUGAUUUGUCUAUCCAGCUCUGUGCACGCCUUAGGCAUCGAGGGAGGAGGAGGAGGAGGAGGAGGAGAAGGCCAUGCAAUCGCUUGUAAAGGGAAACUUACUAAUCCAAGCCAGAUAAGGGAGGCGGCAUUAAAAGCGACGCAAUUAAAAAAAGGAAGGAAGAAAAAGAAAGGGGGAGGGAGGACGCCACAGCGAGGAAGAAAAAGAAGAAAGAGAAAAAAAGGAGGAAAGAAUCUGUCUGGAAGAUCAAAAAGGGGGAAGGAGGAAGCAUCGCGCGUGGACAACUGAGCGGCCCAGCUGGAUCAGAGACUGGGUUCCGGCAGGGAAUAAAGGAACCAGCCAGAAGGAAAAAUGCGGCUCCCCUCGCCUGCCUCUCUGCAAGGACAGGCUUUUCACUGAUGCCUAGAUGACGAAGAAGAGGUGGACAACUCACAAUUUGCAGAUUGCCCCUAAGCCCUCUUUGGAUGGAAAGAAACGUGGCAAAAGAACAGGGUUAAACUUCAGUUCAGGUUGGCGCAAAGCAACGUGGUUGUGUAGAACGUGGGACCUUGAACUUCAGGAUCACGGCUAAUUUUUAAAGCAUCAUGGUAUUUGAAUAGCCUUUUAAAAAAUAAUCUGUGCAAAUUCCUUUCUGUACAAAUUGACUUGCUGUCGUCCUCUUGCUGUGGAAAGAGCCGCCUUUUGGAAGUGGUUAAUGGUCCCACGGGCUUCUCCCUAACCCAUAAGACAGUGCAGUCUUGUAACUCUUUUUAAAGUGAUUGCCCUCCCCAGAACAUCUGGGGCAGAGGGCAUCUCCCAGCAUUCCUCACGGCGCUGACCCCGACUGAUCGCUAUUCUACAGCCCCUCCCUCUCCUGUGCAAAGCAUAGGCUCCUCCCCUUUGGAGCCGUGCUCUGCCCCUCUGACUUCCUCUGCCAGGACACUGCCCCCUGCAGGCAGAGCCAUGAAGCUGCAGGCCGUCAUGGAGAACCUGCAGCGCCAACAACGUGCCCGGCUGCAGCAAGAGAUGGAGGCGCGGCAGCAACAGGACCAGCCGCAGGGCAAUCCUCUGCCCCUCCCUGCACCAAAUCCGACCACCAUGUUGUCAGCCCCUGGCAUCACAGCGUUGCCCCGUGGCCGCAGCCAGGACCCUCCUCUCUCUGAAGAGGGGGGAGAACCUGACACUGCCCGAAUCCAGAGGGCACAGAUAGCGGCCCUGGCAGCUAUGCGGGCAGCUGCGGCUGGCCUCAGACAGUCAUCCAGCCCAGUUGGGUCGGAGGAGAGCCAUUCUUCAGAGGAGGAAGAAGAGCUUGUAGGGGAAGAAGAGGAGGAAGAAGAGGAGGAGGAGGAAGAAGAUGGUGAAUACCCCCGAGAAAUAGGCUCAGAAGAAGAGGACAUGAAGGGCAAGUGGGUUGAAGAUUUUGAAGAAGACCUGGGUGAGGAGGAGGAAGAAGACUAUGAGGAAGAAGAAGAAGAAAUGGUGGAGGGAGGGCUUGGCUCCAGUGCAGUGGCUACAUCAAGCCCCGGCACCCCAUUUCUGCACAAACAACAAACCCCCCAGCAAUACCGAGGAGAACCUUCCAGACUGGUAGGGGGGCAAGAACGGGGCCAUUCUGGGGUUCCCCAGCAAAGCCUGUCACAGUUGCAGCCUCAAGUCCUGGACCAUGGAGAUUGGACUUAUGAAGAACAAUUCAAGCAGUUAUAUGAACUUGAUGGAGAUCCGAAAAGGAAAGAAUUCCUCGAUGACCUCUUCAGUUUUAUGCAGAAACGAGGGACCCCUGUGAACCGAAUCCCAAUCAUGGCCAAGCAGGUGCUGGAUCUUUAUAUGCUCUACGUUCUGGUGACCGAGAAGGGAGGCUUGGUGGAAGUGAUCAACAAGAAGCUGUGGAGGGAGAUCACCAAGGGUCUGAACUUGCCCACCUCCAUCACCAGUGCCGCCUUCACACUGCGUACCCAGUAUAUGAAGUACUUAUAUCCGUACGAGUGCGAGAAAAGAGGGCUGAGCAACCCCAAUGAACUCCAAGCAGCCAUUGACAGCAACCGGCGAGAGGGCCGUCGGCAAGGAUUCAGUGGUUCAAUCUUUACCUAUUCUCCCAGUGGCACUCACACCAUGUUGUCUUCACCCAAGCUUCAAGUACCAACCUUGGGACUGACCUCAGCCACUAAUGGCAGCCCCAUUGCCCCUGUUCCAAAAAUCAAGAAAGAGGAAGAUUCUGCAAUUCCUAUUGCGGUGCCCACCCGCCUACCGGUCUCACUCGCAAGCCAUCCUGUCGUCGCAGCGCAGGCUGCAGCUGUGCAAGCCGCCGCCGCCCAAGCUGCUGUAGCUGCUCAGGCGGCAGCGUUGGAACAGCUACGGGAGAAGUUGGAAUCGGGGGAGCCGCCAGAAAAGAAGAUGGCACUUGUGACAGAUGAACAGCAGCGUCUGAUGCAACGGGCAAUCCAGCAAAACUUGCUCGCCAUGACCGCUCAGCUGCCGAUGAGCAUCCGGAUCAAUAGUCAAGGGGCCCGCUCACCAGAAAAUCGCCAAGACUCUUCCAUGAAUCUAGCUGCCAAUGGCACCAGUAGCAUAAGCAUGUCAGUCGAGAUUAAUGGCAUCGUGUAUGCAGGAGUGUUGUUUGCCCAAACUCCAGGAGCAUCGUCUUCUCACAAUAAAGGAAGCGCCAACAGUGGGCGGAGUUCCAGCAGCACUGGCAGUGGUGGCGGCGGGGGUGCAACAGGUGGCACGGCAGCAGGUUCCCAAGUCGGUGUGCCCCCUGCACCGACUUCUACCUCAACCAACUCCUUAUCGCCUUAAACCCACCACACCUCUUCUUCCUCCUCCAUCCCGCCAAAAUGAAGACACUGUUUGGACAGGACAUUUGAGACCGGCCCUCCCCUUCCCUGUUUCCCCCGUGUGCAGUGGGGGAGUUAAAUUGUGCCUUCCCCACCCUCUGAUACCCCUUAGGCAUCAGGGCCUGCCUGAUACAUUUGGAUGGGGUUUUCUUUGGAUUUCGGGGCUGGAUGGGGGUGGAAUCAGUGAUGAACCUUACCACACGUGGCAUCCAGCCAUGGACAUUGAGGGGUAACAAGCAUAGUGCAGGGGGUCCCUAAAGGUGCAAACUCCCCCCUCCCCACCCAGGCAGCAAGGAAUUCAGGGAUGGUACUGUCCUAGGAUGGGACAAAGAUUCAGAAAACAAAGUGCAUUUUUCCAAUGUAGCUGAAAACCAAACACCAAACAAAAUUCAGGGGAAGUGGAGUACGUGGAAUGAUGGUUUUCUCCUGUCCUCCUUCCUCUGCUGGUUUUUUUCCCCCCCUUUCUCCCCUUUAAAGCAUUUUUUACCCACUUGGUAUUCUCUGUUUAGGGUUGUGCUCCAUGGGGUUCUGGGCAUUGCAGUUCCUGCAUACCCAGAGGGCACCAAUUUGGGGAAGGCUGUUCCUAGUGAAUACAUUGGAAAGAACAACCACACAAAAGUUAAGGGGGGUUGGAGGGGUGUUGUUAAAUUCUGAGCCGGAGCAAUACUGUGCAGACUUAGCUUUUUGACGUGAUGCAUUGUAGAUCCAUAACUCCUUACCUCAUGC
Molecule: messenger RNA, 3685 nt
Organism: Pantherophis guttatus
Lineage: Eukaryota; Metazoa; Chordata; Lepidosauria; Squamata; Colubridae
Gene: ARID3A
Product: AT-rich interaction domain 3A
Biological process (GO): regulation of transcription by RNA polymerase II
Cellular component (GO): nucleus
Molecular function (GO): DNA binding
Source: RefSeq, a predicted model, not a curated record